AUGAACUUCGCCAACACCAAUAAGAUACUGCCAUAUGAACCUCUGCCUCCGCACAUGCCUCAGCGUCACUUCUCAAGACUGGCCGAGUUUGACUUUAGCAGACCCGUACAUGCGGACAAGUUUUUGCAAGCUGGUUCGAGAGGGUACUACUGCGGCUUCGACACAUGGCAAGCACCUAAGAAUGCCUCGUCUACAGGCACAAGCUCGGUCGUGGUCGCUGGGUUUGAAGGUGGUCUGGAAGUUCACAAAGUGAAUCGACAGAAGACUGAGGUGCUAGGCCGUCUAGAGGGCUUGCAAGGCGGCGUGAUCGACGCGAAGAUUCUCCCAUGGACAGCUCGUGACGAUCCCUUAGAGCACCUACGUCCUCUGGUUGCCUGUGUAAUCCACGGUCCGGUGCUCGAGCGUGAACAUGAUCAACCGACUUCUCCUCCCGGCAUCAAAGAGUAUCAUACCUUUGUUGAAGUCUAUUCCAUGCGAACUUGGCAACCGGUGAGCAGGCUUUUCCAGACUAGACCUGAGAAGAUUCACCAGUCAGUCGCGACAAAAGGGUUUAUACCUCCUCCACCCAUCGGCAAUCUCAGUGUCGCAGCCGAAGGACGUUUCGUUCUUGUCACCUCUGGUGUCAGUGGUGAGAUGUUCGUAUUCGCCGUCCCACAUCAACAGGCAGCUGUUGAAAAACAGCCGUUCGUAUGUCUUGGAAAGUAUUGGUCAAGUCUGCAAACAAGAACCUCUGCCUCGGAGGUGAGAAACGCAAUGACGAAUAACGAUCCAGGAACUGCGAGACCCAGGAGCCCGAAGAGAGCUGUGUACGCGCUGAGCGACCGCUGGCUCGCCAUCAAGCCCCCACUCAUCUCGUCUUCACAGACAACUUUGAAAGGUACCACUGGCUCCAUCAGCCAUAUUGACCCUGUUAGCAUCGCGAGUCACGCUUCACCAGCUCCGCCUAUGUUGAAUUGUGAAGUCGAUGCUCCGUUCAACGAAAGCCUCAUCAGCCGUGUCGCCAAAACCACUACUCGAGAAAUAUACAAAGGUGCUCAGCAAGGCUUUCAAGCAUUGAAGACAUACAUCAAUCGCCCGGCCAACUCCAAUGGCGACCCCGCUUACUAUGGGUCAACUCAGUCACCUCAGACUGAGCAUAAUGCCUUCCCACCCACUCAUGCUCAUAGCAACGAGCCUCAAACAUCUCCAAUAGAGCCAGCACUUGUGUCAAUCAUCGAUCUUGAGAAACUGUUGGAACGUGGAGAGCGUGAUAGCAAGGGAAGUCAGCCUUCUCCACACACCUUCCACCUUAAUGAUGGAUGUUCUUUCCUUUCAUUUUCUCCCGGCGGUUUAUCUCUACUUGCUACCAACCACGUUGGAGAUGAGUCAAGGGUAUGGGACUUGACCCGCAUCAAUGAUGGUAGAGCAGUGUUUGCGGAUCCAUCUUCCAUUGGCACUGUUCGUUUGAUAUCUAGGUUCCACAGGCUGUCACCAUCGGUGGUGACUGAUGCUUUCUGGACUGUACGCGGAGACCGCAUCGCUAUCGUCACUGAUAAAGGCACUGUGCAUCUUUAUGGUCUGCAAUCUUUAGAGUUCAAGCCUACAGUCAUGUUGCAGUCGAACUUGCCUUCCCCAGGCUCAUCACCACGCGAAGAGGUGCAAACACCUGCCGGAGGUUUCAUGAGCAACAUGCGUGCUGGGUGGCAGAGCAUUCACGGCCUGGCUACUCGACCACGAACUGGUUCAAAUGGCAUUGUCAGUACUCUUGGCAACGCAUCAAUGGCUGCAAGGUAUGCAGGAGGUAGAGCCGUACGCCAAGGACUGUCCAAAGGAUUAGGAAUGGCUGCUGAAGGAGCUCAUCAUAUCCGACACGCCGAGGACAACAAGAUCCGUUUGCACCCAGCUCAACACUUUGUUUCACCAAGAUGUGUACAAUGGCAACAUGGCAAAGAUCGAGACAUGAUUGCAACUCUCUGCAACGGUGUCCUUACCUUAUUGGCCGUCAAGAACGUCAGUCAUACACAACACAAGAAGACUGUCAUUAGCCCGGCUGUAGAGAAAACGCCACUCUAUACACAGCCUCUUCCAACUAUUUCCAGCGAUUUGCUACCACCUUCGGUGCUCGGCUUGCUUGAACCUGAUGGGCCUCACGGAGGAUGUGCUCGCGAAGGCUUGCACGGAUUUUGUGUCUGGGAUGUGUCUUCUGCUCCAAGACUCUCCGAGAGACGAGCUUCUAACGUCAGUCUGGGCAAGAGGAAGAUAAGGAUACCUCAUCAAGACAAGGACACAAAUCCGUCUUACAUGCCUUACCACCGCUUACCAUCUGUCAAUCUCUUUACGGUCUCCGACUUGAAGAGGCCAACAGAUGAGACAGACGAUGCUUGGGUAUUCGGGUUGCCCUUGGCGCCCAACAGGAGAGUCACCAGCCCGCAGGAUGACACAGCAGAAGACAUGGAAGGAUUUGUCGGUCAGAUGGAUGAGACGCUGCGUGGGCAAGGAUUCUCGAAGAGCAACGAUGAGCUUGACUCUCAUGAAGAGAAGCUGGUUGACACGUGA
Molecule: messenger RNA, 2535 nt
Organism: Aureobasidium melanogenum CBS 110374
Lineage: Eukaryota; Fungi; Ascomycota; Dothideomycetes; Dothideales; Saccotheciaceae
Exons: 1
Coding region: 1-2535 (844 amino acids)
Biological process (GO): autophagy; response to starvation
Cellular component (GO): cytoplasm
Molecular function (GO): protein binding
Source: RefSeq, a predicted model, not a curated record